Messenger RNA from Camelina sativa (false flax), 357 nucleotides. NCBI's taxonomy places the organism in Eukaryota, Viridiplantae, Streptophyta, Magnoliopsida, Brassicales, Brassicaceae. The record is from RefSeq and is a predicted model, not a curated record.
AUGGAGAGUGUUUUGGAAUCGGUCAUUGUCCCAUGCCGAAACGCUGAACAUGGCUGCAAGGAGAAGUUCUCUUAUGGCAAAGAAUUAGUCCAUGAGAAGGAGUGCUGUGUUUAUAUGUGCUAUUGCCCUGCACCAGAUUGCAACUACAAGGGCAUGCACAAGAAUCUCUACUGUCAUUACUAUGCUAAACACGAGGCUAAUUGCUCAAGGUUCACGUGUGGCCAGUACGAUGCCGCAUGGUUACGCAUCAGUAAGAAGAUAUUAGUCCUUCAGGAAUAUGAAGAUGGUCCAUUGGUUGUUGUUCAUUGCUUCAAGGCGGCACAUGGUGUGUAUGUGACUGUCAACUGUAUAUAUUAG